Messenger RNA from Peronospora matthiolae, 1185 nucleotides. NCBI's taxonomy places the organism in Eukaryota, Oomycota, Peronosporomycetes, Peronosporales, Peronosporaceae. The record is from the annotation of a GenBank genome assembly.
AUGAAGGAGAAGGUGUACUGCGUGAUACCAGAAGGCGUCGAGAUGGAUGGCGACCUCGACUGUCUCGAGUUGGUGAAGGCGAUCUACGGUCUCAAGCAAGCUUCACGUGUGUGGAACGAGACUUUCGACGAGUUCGUAUGCUCUAUCGGUUUCGAAGCGUCGGCGUUCGACCCAUGUCUCUACAUCAAGGUUGUCGACGGUCACUGUGUGCUCGUGCUGGUCUACGUGGAUGACGUGUUGGUCACCGGCAGCUCGCUCGAGUUGAUUGCGCAGACGAAGGCCGACCUCAAGACGCGUUUCGAGAUGACCGACAGUGGCAAGUGUACUUUUGUACUGGGCAUCGAACUGGUGGACGAAUCGGAUGGCAGCGUGACGAUGUGCCAGCGACGGUAUGUCAACGACAUCCUCAAGCGCUUCGGCAUGGAUGAGUGCAAGGCCACAGCAAGUCCGGUCGACUUGAGCACUCGGCUUGUCGCAAGCACCGAAGCGGCCAAGAUCGACGUUCCGUUUCGUGAAGCUGUGGGAGCUUUGAUGCACUUGACGACUGCGACGCGCCCGGACAUUGCGUAUGCUGUGGGGUACGUCUCGCGCUUCAUGAAGAAUCCGCAGCAAGAACAUUGGACGGCGGUGAAGCGCAUCUUUCGUUACUUACAAGGGACCAAGUCGCACGGACUCCGCUUCCAGCCAAGCGACAAGAUCGACUUUCGUGGCUACUCGGACGCGGACUGGGCCGGCGACCACGCUGAUCGCAAGUCGACUUCGGGUUACACUUUCAUGCUGAUGGGUGCUCCUGUGAGUUGGGGAAGCAAGAAGCAGUCAAGUGUGUCGCUGUCGACGAGUAUAGCGGAAUACAUCGCACUGAGUCUGGCCAUCCAGGAAGGCAAGUGGGUGCAUCGCCUGCUAUGCGAGAUUUUGGCGGCCGCAAACGAACCAGGACCGGACCUCGUCAUCCGUGAAGACAACCAGUCGUGCAUCAAGAUGACGAAGAAUCCAGUGAAUCAUGGCCGUGCCAAGCACAUUGAUAUCAAGUACCAUCACAUCCGUGAUGAGGUCAAGCGCGGUGAAGUGCAGCUCGAGUAUUGCGAGACUUCCGUGAUGUUAGCGGACAUCAUGACGAAGGGACUUCAUGGACCACGCCACAAGGAGAUGACGACGGCUCUCGAGAUUCGUGAGCCUUUGGAUUGA